Drosophila ananassae is the source of this 3514-nucleotide messenger RNA. RefSeq names its product calphotin. The transcript has 2 exons. The record is from RefSeq and is a predicted model, not a curated record. The coding region runs from base 202 to 3387 and encodes 1061 amino acids. NCBI's taxonomy places the organism in Eukaryota, Metazoa, Arthropoda, Insecta, Diptera, Drosophilidae.
AUAUUCAAGAAAACUUGGUCAGCGGGCCAGUUAGUCGCAGCUUUUCCCAUCGAGUGGUCGGUAUCUGUCAACUAUAAUUUAAUAUUUCGCAAUCCAAUCAAUGGCCAUGAAAAGCUGGUCAUGAAUAUAUUUUCCGACUAAUCACUGGACAAGUUAAAAGCAACGGGCUGACUUUAAGAAGGAAUUUUAACAGCCCUGACAAUGGAUCAACAAGGGGCGGCACCACCUCCUGCUCCAGCACCAGUGGCAGCACCUGUUGCCCCCACCACAACACCUGCUGCGGUGGCUCCUGCAGCAGUAUCUCCGAAUGGAGUUGUUCCAGCUCCAGCGCCAGCAGCAGCUCCUGUGGCAGUCCCUGCUCCUGCAGCAGCAUUAGCUCCUGCGGCCGUCGCUGCUCCCGUCGUAGCCCCAACUCCUGCGCCAGCCUCUGCUCCUGUGACAGCCACUGCUCCUGUAAUAGCCUCUGUUCCUGUCGCAGCCCAAGUUCCUCCCCCAGUAGCAGUACCACCUGCAGCUACUGUUGCAGUUCCGGCUCCAACUUUAUCUCCUGCUCCAACAGCAGCCCCAGUAUUAACUCCUGUAACUGUUCCAGCUGCGACACCUGCUCCUGUUUCAGCCGGUGCUCCUGCCGUUCCCCCUAAGCCCGCACCAGCUCCUAUACCCGUUGCUGUAGCACCUGCCAUACCCAUUUCUACACAAAAUACAGUACCAGCUGCAGCAGAAGCUCCGGCGAUUACUCCUGCGCCAGUUACUCCGGCUCUUGUAACUCCUUCAGUAGCAUCCCCUGUGGCUGCUCCUGUGGCUUCUCCUGUCGCUGCUCCUGUAGUUACUCCUUUGGCCACUCCAAUGGUUACUCCAGUCGCUGAUCCAGCUGCCCCGUUGGUCGCUCCAGUAGCUGUUGCUGUGGCUGUUUCCGCGGCAGCUCCUGCAGUUAUCCCUGAACCGGCUCCAGUAGCUGCUCCAGUAGUUGCUCCAGUAGCUGCUCCAGUAGCUGCUCCAGUAGCCGCUCCAGUAGCUGCUCCAGUAGCUGCUCCAGUAGCCGCCCCAGUAGCUGCUUCAGUAGCUGCUCCAGUAGCCACUCCAGUAGCUGCUCCAGUAGCCGCUCCAGUAGCUGAUCCAGUAGCUGCUCCAGUAGCCGCUCCAGUAGCUGCUCCAGUAGCUGCUCCAGUAGCCGCUCCAGUAGCUGCUCCAGUAGCUGCCCCAGUGGCUGCUCCUGCAGCUGCUCCUGUAGCUGUCCCUGUGGCUGCUCCAGUUGCAGCUCCUGUGCCAGCACCAGUAGCUGUAGCCGUUGCUGAAUCUGCAGCUGCCCCUGAACUUGCUCCAGUAGUAACUUCAGUGGCUGCUCCUGCAGCUGCCCCUGUGGCCGCUCCAGUAGCUGCUCCAGUGGCAGCCCCCGUGUCAGCACCAGUAGUUCCAGCCGUUGCUGAACCGGCUCCAGUAGCAGCUCCAGUGGCUGCUCCUGCAGCUGUCCCUGUGGCCGCCCCUCUGGUCGCUCCAGAAGCUACUUCUGUGGCUGCUCCAGUAGCAGCUCCAGUGGCUGCUCCUGCAGCUGUUUCUAUGGCAGCUCCAGUGGCUGCUCCUGCAGCUAUCCCUGUGGCUGCCCCACUACCUGCCCCUGUGGCUGCUCCAGUUGCUGCUCCUGUGGCCGUUACUGUGCCUACUCCUGUGGCCACUCCAAUAGUUGUUCCUGUGGAUGCUCCUGUAGCUGCGCCUGUGGCCGUUACUGUGCCCGCACCUGUGGCUGCCCCUGCUGCCGCUCCAGUAGCUGCUACGGUAGGAGCCCCUGUGGCUUCUCCGGAGGCUGCUCCUUUGGAUACUCCCUUGGAUGUUCCCGAAGCUCCCCCAGUGUCGGAACCGAUUGCUCCAGCUGCUCCUACAGUGGAUGUUUCUUCAACUGCACCCGUUGCCACUGAAUCAGUACCUGCCCCUUUAGAGGCUCCCGUUGCCGCUUCUGAGCCUGCUCUUGCAACUGACUCGGAAUCUACUCACAUAGCUCCUGCAGAACAUGCCCUAGAAUCUGUUCCUGAGCUGAGCGUCGCUUCAGAGACCGUUCCAGUGGAAGCUCUUGUGACUGAUCCAGCAGCUGAGCCCAUUGUCUCUCCAAAUGUUGCUCCAAUUGAUAUAUCUGCAGUCCCUACAGUACCUGCGCCUGCUUCUGAGAUUUCACCAACGACUCCAGCCUCUGAAGAAAUCAUCUCUGCAGUGGAAACAAGUGUCCCGGCGUCGGAGUCUGCUAAGACCAUUGAGGCAUCAGUUGCAGUAGACGCGGCCCCAGACACUAAUGAUGUCCUAGUUGCUACAACAGAAGUGGCUGGCAUUAUCGAGGAAGCAAAACCUGAGCUGGAAAGUAUUCCGCAGCCAGAAGUCUCAUCUGACGCCAUUGCUCCUCCAGAAAUAACAGAAGUACCCACACCACAGCCAGAGAUUGCAGUUACUGAUGAUACAAGCGCUCCAGGUCCAGCUCCAGCAGAAGAUCCCGCCACCGUAAUGCCAGAACCUUUGGAAGUCCCAGCGCCAGAUUCCGUGCCAUCUGAAGAGCAGCAAGCCUCAGUAGGAGAACCUGAAGCAGUGGAAUCGGUGACAGAAGCUCAACCAGCCUCACUUCCCGCAACUGACGCAACUCCUGAUAUAGCUGCCGCACCUGAGCCCGUACAACAGGAAAAAAUAGCUGUCGAACCCGCUACUGCGACUUCUGAAGCAGUGACUGUUCCUGCUGAAGAAGCCCCAACAACAACACCUCAGUUGGACGCUUCUGCAUCUGAUACGGUAGCUCCUGUACCUGAGCCGGUAGAUACAGCACCUGAAUUUCAGCCAGUAGAACCUUCAGCUGAACCUGUCAUUGAACCUCAACCGCCUGUUCCUGAUCCAAGUCCAGAGCCCACAGAUGCUACUGCGGAAGUACCUUCAGAGGUGCCAGCAACGCUCCCCGAAACAUCUGAGACAACCCCAGACACCACUUCGGAGGCUGUAUCUGCUGUUGAAGAAGAAGCAGUUGCACAACCUGAAGUAACUCCCGAGGCUUCAGUAGGCAUACCAGAAGUUGCCAAAGAAGAAGAAAAUGUAGCUGAUAAAGUUGCAUCAGCUACUGAAGCCACUGCCGUUGAAUCCACGAAUGAAAAAAUCGAAGAAUCAGUCCCGGAACCAGCUUCUGAAGCAGGCGUUGUAGCCGCAGAUGAAAGUUCCUCUCCAGAUGCAAGCUGUGUGCCAGUGGCCAAAAUAACACCGCUCCUUAGAGAUCUCCAAACUACAGAUGUAUCUCUGUUGGCGAUUGCUGCCACACUGGAUGCCAUAGGAGAGAAGCUGAAGGACCAAAAAGCUCGCAAUCAGCAGGUAAUGGACAGGCUCUGUGAAAUCGAGAAGAUACUGGGGCCUCCAAAACAAAAUUAGAUUAUAAAAGGUUUCUGCUGACUUAAGCAAGUGUUAACAAAACAUAAUUAUAUUCAUAACUAAAAUAAACCUAAAAUAAAGAAUGCACUUUGUGGUAUUUCAUCAUCACCAAUUUUACAAAAUGGUA